Molecule: messenger RNA, 1267 nt
Organism: Episyrphus balteatus (marmalade hoverfly)
Lineage: Eukaryota; Metazoa; Arthropoda; Insecta; Diptera; Syrphidae
Exons: 4
Coding region: 283-1041 (252 amino acids)
Cellular component (GO): nucleus
Source: RefSeq, a predicted model, not a curated record
UGUGCCUACGUUCUGUAACUCUCGCAUCGAGAAAUUUCUCGCAUGAAACAGGCAAAUCGAAACAAAAAUAAUGUGAAUCGGCACAAAAACUGUUUUCUCACAUUCGCUUGUGUCUGUAUCUUGAAUUUUCUCGACUUGAAACGUUUCGGAAUAAAAUUGACUGGAAGCCUGGAAAAAUGUGAAUAAAACUGUGUCUGUAAAAAAAUUAUCGAGAUAAUUCCUCGAUUUUUCUGUCAAAAUUACUCACAAGCAAAAAUAAUGUGAGAAAGGAAUCAAUGAAAGAUGUCUGAAAAAAAAGAGCCGAAAAACCAAAGAAUUUCCAAAAAUCAAAAAGAAAAGCUGGUGGAAUAUAUGUCCACGCAUUUAGAAUUUGCAAGGGGGCAAUUCGGAACAACCAACGCUAAUGUUAAGAGCCAGGGAGAUUGGCUGGCUUUAACUACAAAAUUAAACUCCUUGGGCGGUAGUAACAAAACUACCGAUCAGUGGAAAAAGUGUUGGAUAGAUCUUAAAUCUGCGGUUAAAAAAAAAAUUAACCUGAAAAGAAGCUUUUUGAAUAAAACAGGUGGAGGGAGCAUCAAAGAUGUUCCAAAUGACUUAAACGGUUUUGAGGAGCAAAUUUUGGGUGUGAUGGGAACCCAUGCAGUGCAUGGUGAUUCAACGGCUGUAGAAUCAGGCGUGGCUCCACUUGCUGAACCUAUGUUCUCCGUCGAUUUAUUAGAAGAUGACUUCUUACAAGAUAUAACACUCGAUGAGAGUAACUUGGAGCCACCACCAAAAGUAUCUAAAGUUGAGCCAAGUAUCAAAACUUCUGAUCCAUCAAGUUCCUUAAAACCGAAGUCCACCGAAGCACCACCAUCAGCUCGAUUCAAGACUGGAAUUGAAACAGCAAAGGAGAUGCAUGGUGCAUUGGUAAAAGACAUCAAACAAAUACAUACAAAAAUCGACAACAUGGAAAAAAAAAUUGAAAUCAUUGAAAAGCAAAACAAUGAUUUGUUACAAAAAGUUGAUUUAUUAAUUAAUUUGUUCCGAACAGAUGUUUAAAUUAAAGAUGUAAGACCAAUAUAUAUUUUUCAUUCAAUUUUUUUCGCGAAGUUUCGAGAAUGGUCACCCUCUUCACCAAGUCCCUUAAAUAAAAAUAUUAUAUAAUGAAUACAACUAUCUUUAAACCCAUAACAAAUAAUUUAUUUAUACUUACAAUUGAACAAUAUUUGUUGAAAGACAACAAAUUUUUGAUUUAUACAAAAAUAACAAAAUAUUUAAUAGGAAA